This is a messenger RNA of Salpingoeca rosetta, 905 nucleotides long. Its product is annotated as thymidine kinase. The transcript is spliced from 4 exons. The record is from RefSeq and is a predicted model, not a curated record. Bases 1 to 657 code for a protein of 218 amino acids. Gene Ontology annotation, biological process: thymidine metabolic process. Lineage: Eukaryota; Choanoflagellata; Craspedida; Salpingoecidae. Gene Ontology annotation, molecular function: thymidine kinase activity; ATP binding.
AUGCCCAAGGGGGGAGCGCAUGCGGGGGGUGGCGACGCCAGCAAAGGGGGCGCAGCAGCAUCACAGCACGACCACUGUUCAUCAUCAUCGUCGUCGUUGUUGAGGCAGAGCGCAGAGGAAGAGGAAGAAGAAGAAGAAGAAGGGAGCAGCAACAGCAAACUCGCGUUUGGGCCGAUCCUGGACCUCAUUCCGCUGGCGGAGAGCGUGAUCAAGCUGAGCGCGGUGUGUAUGCUGUGCCACCGUGAGGCCGCCUUCUCCAAGCGCAUCGGCAGCGAGACGGAGAUUGAGGUCAUUGGCGGCGCUGACAAGUACAUUGCCGUGUGUCGCGAGUGCUAUCACUCUGACGGCAAGAAGCGGAACGGGAAGAAGAAGCAACAGCAGCAACAACAGCAGCAGAGUGGUGACACGACGUGUGUGCAAGGAACGAAGAGCGAGGACAUGCAUGCUCGCGUGAACGACUCGUUGGAGUCGACGACGACGGAGAGCGAGGGCGGUGAUGCUGAUGAUGAACACACGCACGAUGACGGGAGCGAAUCGGAUUCUGCGUCCAGUGAUGGAUUUUCGGGCACCGCCUCCCCAACAGAUGCCACGCCCAGCAAGAAGAAGGAGUUCCACCCUCGCAGCACGCGCUCCCUCUUCACGGCCACCCGCAACUAAACAGACGCCCUCCCCCCUAUCACGUGUUGUGUGUGUCCAUGUCUCUCACUGUACUCAGCUGCUGCUGAAACCCGUCUUGAAAACGAUCCCGCUUGCUCCCCCUGUCCCUUUUUCACUUUUGUUUCUUGCCUCUUCCCUCCUUCUUUUGCUGUCAUGCGCCCUCUGGGGCCGCUGCUGUGUCGAUUGCGGUCGUGUCGUGUCAAUCUUGUCUUUCGAUUCCCCAUAUAAACUGCUCCCCUGUCUGUGCA